This is a messenger RNA of Phoenix dactylifera (date palm), 726 nucleotides long. The record is from RefSeq and is a predicted model, not a curated record. Lineage: Eukaryota; Viridiplantae; Streptophyta; Magnoliopsida; Arecales; Arecaceae.
AUGGCUCUCCAAACUCUCGACAAAGGGGAACACUUGCUAGACUUCUACAAUUGGAACAAGGUCAAGGUUCGCUACUGUGAUGGUUCAUCAUUUACCGGAGAUGUAAAGAGAGUAAAUCCUACCACCAACCUUCAUUAUAGAGGAGCAAGGGUAUGGCUUGCUGUUAUGGAAGAUCUACUUGCAAAGGGAAUGAGCAAGGCUGAAAAUGCUCUUCUCUCAGGCUGUUCUGCCGGUGGAUUUAUAUCCAUUCUACACCGUGACAACUUCCAUGCCCUUUUACCAUUGGGUACCAGAGUUAAAUGUCUUUCAGAUGCUGGUUAUUUUAUCAAUUUGGAUCAGCCCAGAAUUUGCCAUCUUCAUGCACUUCGAGGCUGACACCAAGCAUGGGUUGUAUGUCUAAAAUCAACAAAUAUUCCAACAACCCUAUUGUGCUAUCUUACCAACACUUUCGAUGAAAAUGCAGUGUUUUUUCCCUCAAAACAUGGUGCAGCAGAUACGCACGCCACUUUUCAUAUUAAAUGCUGCAUAUGAUUCAUGGCAGAUAAGAAAUAUUUUAGUACCAGGUUUGCUGAUCCUCAUGGUACCUGGCAUGACUGCAAGCUUGAUAUACAGCAGUGCUCUUCAUCUCAACUUCAAAUCAUGCAGGGUUGCAGGACACAAUUUCUAAAUGCACUGGCUGGGUUUGGGAGCUCUUCUUCUACAGGCAUGUUCAUAAAUUCUUGUUAU